This is a messenger RNA of Symbiodinium sp. CCMP2592, 672 nucleotides long. The record is from the annotation of a GenBank genome assembly. Lineage: Eukaryota; Dinophyceae; Suessiales; Symbiodiniaceae.
AUGAAUGCAGUUCCGGAAUGUCCAGCCGAACUGGACAAGUAUUGGUCCAGUAUCGGCCAGAGCAUGCUGACGCUCUUCUACGCCAUCACCAACGGGGUUGCCUGGUCAGACGCCGUCCGCCCGCUGGAGGAUGUUUCUGUACUGGCUGUCGGCUUCGUGAUCUUCUACAUCAUCAUCAGUGUUUUCACGUUGUUGAAUGUGGUGACAGGCGUCUUCGUGAACACCGCCAUCGAGCGAGCAAGUGCGGACAAAGACAUCGCCGCACUCAAAGCUUUCCAGAAGCGCAAGGAGCAAAUCCAGGUGCUGCGGCACGCCUUCGAGGCGAUGGACCACUGGCAGACGAACAAUCUGAAGAUCAAGGACAUCGAGGAGGCGAUGGGCUUGGAAAGCGUGGGUGCGUUCUUGGAGUCUUUGGACAUAUCCACCGACGACAUCCGGAUGCUCUUCACGCUCAUCGACGCCGACAACAGUGGUUCGAUCGACCUGGAAGAGUUCGUGUCGGGUUGCAUGCAGCUGCAUGGGCCGGCGAAGAGCCUUCAGCUGGCGAAGAUGAGCUACGAGAAUAAGAUCACCCGGGAAGCGGUGAACACGAUGGGAGCCAACAUCCGGACGAUCCUGGCCAGGAUGGAGGUGAUGAUGAAGCCUUCCGGGCUUAUCCGUGAGCCCCUGUGA